UUUUGUUUUGGUGAACCUGAUUCGGAUUCUAGUUGAUACUCAUCAAACAAACCAUUAGAAGAAACGCCAGAAGAAGAGGAGAAAGCUAAGUAAGAAAUGGAAGGCAGUAUAGUGUUAUACCCGGUAAUGGCCAUGGGACACCUCAUAUCAAUGGUGGAGCUCGGCAAGCUCAUUCUCCGCCGCUACCACCACCGCUUCUCCGUCACUGUCAUCAUCGCAGAGGGGCCUACCCUCACCACAGAUAUCACCGCCUUCCUUCGCCAUGUCUCGGAAACCACCCAUUCCAUUACCUUCCACCACCUCCCCUCCCUUUCUAUGAAACCUUCUCCAAAUCAAUACCGUGCAUCGAUCCAUACAGAAUUCACUCACCUCAACAACUCAAAUCUCCACAAUGCUCUCCAAACUAUCUCGAAGAUCUCUAGGGUUCGAGCGUUUAUCAUAGAUUUCUUCUCUACCCCAGCCCUCAGCGUGGCAUCCGAUCUAGGCAUCCCCACUUACUAUUUCAUCGUUGGCGGCGCUGUCAUCCUCUCUUUCCUUCUCUAUCUCCCAAUCUUUCACAAACAAACCACCACAAGCUUCAAGGACAUACCCACGACCCAUCUCCAAUUCCCGGGCUUGCCCCCAAUGCCGGCCUCGUAUUUGCCUCAACCGGCGCAGGAUCGAGAGGAACAGACCUAUCAUGACUUCUUAGAGAUUGGUUUAAACCUACGCAGAUCAAAGGGAAUUAUGGUGAACACCUUUGAGUGUCUUGAGUCUAGAUCGAUCAAAGCCAUCACUGAUGGGCUCUGCGUACCAGAUGUUCCAACCCCACCUGUUUACUGCAUCGGACCAUUGAUAGCCAGUCAUAAAAAUCGAAAUGGGGAAGGUGAAGCUGUAAAUCAGUGCAUGUCAUGGCUUGAUGCGCAACCGAGUCAAAGUGUCGUGUUCUUGAGUUUUGGGAGCCGAGGUGUGUUUACGGCAGCGCAGGUUGGGGAGAUCGCUAUUGGGUUAGAGAAGAGCGGGCAGAGGUUCUUGUGGGUUGUGCGCCAGCCGGUCUCUGAGGACAAUAGCAAACUGUCCUCUGUGGAAAUUAAAAACCCAGAUUUGGAGGCCCUGUUACCUCAAGGCUUCUUGGAUCGGAACAAGGAGACGGGUCUUGUGGUUAAAUCAUGGGCACCACAAGUUAAAGUGCUGAGUCAUGAGUCGGUGGGUGGGUUCGUGACUCAUUGUGGGUGGAACUCGGUAUUGGAAGGGGUGUGUGCAGGGGUGCCUAUGUUGGCGUGGCCUCUCUAUGCCGAGCAGCGAAUGAACAAGGCAAUUUUGGUGGAAGAGAUGAAGCUGGCAAUGCCGAUGGAGGUAUCGGAAGAUGGGUUGGUGAGUGCUGCAGAGGUUGAGAAAAGGGUGACAUCUUUGAUGGAAUCCGAAGAAGGGAGAGUACUUAGAGAACGGAGUCAGAAAAUGAAGGAAGAGGCCAUGGCUGCGUGGACCGAGUGUGGCUCUUCUAUAACUGCUUUCAACGAGGUGGCUGAGUCAUGGAUUAAUCAGUAGUAGGUGUUGUGAUUUAUCUGUCAUUGAGAGAUGGAUUGAUGUCACCAUAUGCUUGAAGAGCAAACGUGAGGAGUGUGUAUGGUCUAAGAAUUCCUCUUCUUUGCUAUAAAGUGUUAUUAGUGUCCCACUCAC
This is a messenger RNA of Macadamia integrifolia, 1659 nucleotides long. RefSeq names its product UDP-glycosyltransferase 88F3-like. The record is from RefSeq and is a predicted model, not a curated record. The coding region runs from base 97 to 1527 and encodes 476 amino acids. Gene Ontology annotation, molecular function: UDP-glycosyltransferase activity. Lineage: Eukaryota; Viridiplantae; Streptophyta; Magnoliopsida; Proteales; Proteaceae. The transcript has a single exon.